Naegleria gruberi is the source of this 1413-nucleotide messenger RNA. RefSeq lists its product as uncharacterized. Lineage: Eukaryota; Heterolobosea; Eutetramitea; Acrasida; Naegleriidae. The record is from RefSeq and is a predicted model, not a curated record. Bases 1 to 1335 code for a protein of 444 amino acids. The transcript has a single exon.
AUGGCACAACAUGAAAAUGUAAUCCUUCUUCUCGAUAUCAGCAUUUCAUCAUUUCUCUGGGUAGGAAAGUUUGUUAUGCAUCGGAAAAUUCUAAAACUCAUUCCAAACUAUCCGUGUCUAGCGUGUGUCUUUACUCCGAAUGAAAUUGCACUUCGGAAAGAAGCAAUUAGAAGGAUGAUGGGAAAAGUUCCACCAAUGCUCGUUCCCAAGUGUUUUUCUUUUGGAAAAAAUGAAAAGGAAGAGGAAAAUAUAUUAGAAAUUAUAUUGGAAAGGGAUAUUUCAAUAUUUGAUGGAACAUUGAUAUUUUCAUUAAGAAACAAUGAAAGAAUUUGUGAGGAAAUUGUAAAGAAGGAUGGAUUGAAAUUGGCCAUGAUGAGUUUGAAUUUAAAAAGUAAUGAAAAUAUUGUAAGAAAUGCAGUUCAGCAAAAUGGAAUGGCUUUACAAUUUGCUCAUUACAAAUUGAGGAGGAAUAGAGAAAUAGUUUGUUUAGCUCUAGAUCAGAAUGGAAUGGCUUUACAAUAUGCUGCCAAAGAAUUGAGACAGGAGUUGGAAAUUGUAUUGAGAGCUGUUUCACAAAAUGGUAGUGCUUUUUCAUACGCCAUGUGUCACAGGACCAAAAAAACAAGAAGUAGACGAAAGGUUUCUCUUAAACUCGAUCCUCAAGUGAUUGAAACAGCUGUUAAAAGUGGAGCUGCACUAUCAGGAUACACCAAACAAGUCAGAGAGUUGAGAGAAAAUCCAAAUGUUGCCUUGCAAUGCAUAAGAAAUGGUAAUUCAAUCUUUUCAGUUAGUGUCAGACUAAGGGAAGACCCAGAAUUUAAAACACUUGCCGAUCAAGCUCGUAAUGAAUUUGUUCAAAAGAUUAUACUUUCAAAAAGUUCUCAAUUUUUGAAUCAUGUUUCUCCUCCACGAACUAAAACUCCAUACGAAUCCUUAAAGGAAUUAUAUAUCAAUAGUGGAUUCGAUUACAGGAAAGAUCCAGAAAUGAUUGCUUAUGCUUCACGAUUUUCAGGCUCAAUAGACAGAGAACGAGUUCUAAAAUCAAUUAGGAAAAUUCCACUGACAUUAGUUUUCAUGGAUUAUUAUGCAGAUGAAGACGAAUUUCUUGAAACAGCUUUGAAAUAUUUGGAUGGUUCACAUGUUUCAUUGUUCGAAACGUUUUUUGCUAAAGUUUUUAAUUCAAAGUCCAGAAUGGAUUUACUACUGAGAUCAGUUGAGGAAAAUAUUGAGAUUGUGAAAUAUCUCAGCACUACAAAGAUUGUUGGACAAUAUGAAUUUAUGGAAAAGGUUAUUCGAAUCAUACUGAAAAAGAUGACUAAGAAACCAUACCAUUGAACAAAAGAUAUUAGAAAGGCAGUAGAUAAAGAAUAUGAAUAUUAGUUCAAAGUUCCUGACAUUCGAAUAAAACACAUC